UUUUGGUUUUUAAUCAGAGCAACCGCUAGGGUCUGCAGCUGCAAUGACAGAAAGCUAUUUGUAUUCGGGCACUGAUUAUAAUUUAAACCCGUCCAAUACGGUAACCGAGUGCAAACAGUUAGCUCAGCGGUCACAGAUGCCAAGCUUCAAGCGCAGCCAAUCUGUGCGGUGCCUGAUUAUCGAGCAAAGCAAGUCGAGGGAAAAGUGCACCGGCCAAAGCAUCAAAUUUUCUGCGUGGAAUUUUCGGGCGUGUUUUAUAUUUUUUCGUACUCUGGCUUCAAAUUGGAUUUCUUCUGCGGAACUGUGCACUCAAUUUUGGUUUGGAUUAUCGCUGAUGUGCAAUAAAACGAAAUGCGCUAAAAACUUUUUAACUGGACAAAACUCGUUGCAAUGGAGUUUAGCUUGAUAUACUUUUUCUGCACUUCUCAUUUUGCUUCCGUUUUCUUUAUGCUUGCUAACAACAAAGAAAGUAAUGCUAAGCUU
Messenger RNA from Drosophila navojoa, 483 nucleotides. RefSeq lists its product as uncharacterized. Lineage: Eukaryota; Metazoa; Arthropoda; Insecta; Diptera; Drosophilidae. The record is from RefSeq and is a predicted model, not a curated record.